AUGAUAUUGUCUCUACUCCUCGUUGCUCAGCUAGAUGUGCAUACAUGCAAUCAUGAUCUUGAAAUGGGUAACAUAACAAGAGAACUUCAAGGACCUCAAUCAUAUCGCAGCCUUAAAAAUACCGAAUGGAAAAACAUCAGAAUUAAGGUAGAUUAUAAUUAUAUUGAUAAUACAAAAGAUGAUGAACGAACUUGUAAACGAGCUGGACAACUAGUUGUAUUCCAAGGCGUAAGAUAUAUUUGCAAACAGGAACAUAUUUUGUCAUAUUCAAAAAUUUUGGCUAUUAAAGGAACACUUAAUAAUGUCAAAUCAUAUUUAGAGAGACUUCUUACAGUAAUUCCAUUCAAUUAUAAUAUUAAUUAUGUGGACUUUCGUAGCCGUUAUGGAUACGAGACGAAUUUUGGCAAACAAAGCGCAUACGGUGCCGAUAUAGUACUUGCAGUACUUUCAAGACCGAGACAGGAUAAUGAUGCUACUCUCGCAUCAGCUGCUGGAUUAGCAGAAGAGAGAACAUAUCACAGACCAAUAUUUGGUGUCGUUUUCUUAAAUCCAAUGGCAGUUCCUGAUACAGCACAAGAUGAAAACUCAAAUGAUUCAAGAUUCUUUUAUACUUGCGUUCACGAAAUUUUCCAUGCUUUGGGUAUUUCUCAAUCAGAUUUCCGACACUAUCAUCCACAUGAUUCCAUAACUCCACAUUCACAAAUAGUAUGCAGUUUCAGAAAGUAUGGAAGAGACUUUUCGUUCUUAGUAACACCAUACGCUCAUAAAUUUGCAGUGAAGCGCUUUGGAGUAGAAGUUUUCGUAGGAGAUGACAGAACUUGCCCAUCUGGAUUAGAAAUCGAAAAUGAUGGCGGUCAAGGAACAGCAGGAAGUCAUUUAGAAGCAAGAUCUUACAUGUCAGAUUUGAUGGUUGGCAUGACAAUUCAAACAAAAUCUGGACCAUAUUCCAGGUUGACUGAUGCUGUUCUUGCAGUUCUUAUGGAUACAGGUAACUACAAAGUUAACUGGAGAAUGGGACAACCAUUAGUAUGGGGCCACCCAGAAUCAAUUGAUGGAAAACCAAUUCCAAACUUUGCAAUUGGUCCUCCACAAAAUGUUUUCCCUAAGUAUUAUAUGAGAGACUUCUCAGUACAAGAAGAUUGGUAUGCAAGUUUUGAUUUCAAAUUCUCCGGACCGUUUUCAGGACCUGCACAUAUUAGAGCAAGUUAUAGCGAAAAACAAUUUUAUGAUCCAAAAGGCAUUGGAGUUGGUACAACACAAGUUUAUGAUUUCAUUCCAUUUUAUUUUCCAAAUUAUGUUUGUCCUAAUGGACAAGCUAUUCUUCCAUCAACAACGUCAUAUUAUUACCACAAAUGCGGUACAUAUACAUGCGACGGAUAUAAAUCGUUCACAAUUCAAGUCAAUAAAGAUCUAGCUGCAACUCAGUUUGAAAGUGUCACAUGCACAAAAGAUAAUGCAACAGCUGUAUUAUCUAUGUCAGUAAGCGGUUAUCGCAGACAAGUUUCUUGUGUUGAUCCUGAGAGAUUCUGCAGGUCUGUGAAACUUAACGAAAUGAAGUUUGUUGUUGACCCAUUCAAUCCAGAUACAAGGCAAUUGAAUAGUGAUUCUCCAACACCGACACAGCCUGAACCUGAUAAUAAUCCAUCAGGACCCGAACCAGGAAAUAAUCCAUCAGGACCCGAACCAGGAAAUAAUCCAUCAGGACCCGAACCAGGAAAUAAUCCAUCAGGACCCGAACCAGGAAAUAAUCCAUCAGGACCCGAACCAGGAAAUAAUCCAUCAGGACCCGAACCAGGAAAUAAUCCAUCAGGACCCGAACCAGGAAAUAAUCCAUCAGGACCCGAACCAGGAAAUAAUCCAUCAGGACCCGAACCAGGAAAUAAUCCAUCAGGACCUGGAGUUGAAAAUCCUUCAGGAACUGGAGGAAAUGAAACAACAACAACAGGGUCUGGAGGUUCAUAUGAAAAUUCCAAAGCAGCAGAAAAGAAGGCUAAAAAGAAAAAGUUGAUAAUUAUUGCGGCAUGUGCCGGAGUUGCAGCUUUAAUUGUGAUUGCAUUUAUUGCAGUUUUGGUUAUAUUUGCAAUUAGAAAUGCAAAAGAAAAUGCAUAUCAUGAGGAUUCUGAUGCAAAUUAUGUUGUUUAG
Messenger RNA from Trichomonas vaginalis G3, 2142 nucleotides. Its product is annotated as regulation of choline O-acetyltransferase protein. Gene Ontology annotation, biological process: proteolysis; cell adhesion. The transcript has a single exon. The coding region runs from base 1 to 2142 and encodes 713 amino acids. Gene Ontology annotation, cellular component: membrane; cytoplasm. The record is from RefSeq and is a predicted model, not a curated record. Gene Ontology annotation, molecular function: metalloendopeptidase activity. NCBI's taxonomy places the organism in Eukaryota, Parabasalia, Trichomonadida, Trichomonadidae.